Parastagonospora nodorum SN15 is the source of this 369-nucleotide messenger RNA. RefSeq lists its product as hypothetical. The transcript is spliced from 2 exons. Lineage: Eukaryota; Fungi; Ascomycota; Dothideomycetes; Pleosporales; Phaeosphaeriaceae. The record is from RefSeq and is a predicted model, not a curated record. The coding region runs from base 1 to 369 and encodes 122 amino acids.
AUGACGCAACUACCGGAAACUGCAUACGCCCCCUUCUCCGAGCCUUGGGUUCUAGCCGACGUCGAACAACAGGACAAGCAACAAUUGGAGGAGCAACCGGCCUGCGAAGUCCAUAGCCUAAGCAAGACUCAGACAAAAGAAGGGCAGCCUACUUGCGAACCGGUCAGCCCAAAGAAGUCUGUCAAGGACGAUCAGCUGGAGGCUAUCAUUGCGGCGCUUGGUCCUGAGGUGCAAAAGUAUUGGACGCAAACCAAAGGCGUGGUAUUUGGUCCUGAAAUCUUCUUAGAUGGAAAUGGCCGCAUGACACCAUCAACUGCUAGAAGCCGUCUCAGGAACCUUGGAGCAAGCUUCGUUCAUUCUCCACCGUAG